UAAAAUUCAAAACAUAUCGUUCCUCAAAUCUUUCCCAUUAGCUUUUAAACAAAACGUAAAGUCAUGGUAGAUUUUCCACACAUGGGGCCGGGGCCAGUCAUCGGUGAAGUGAUAGGGAUUCAGGUUAAUGAUCCGCGCGUUAAAGAGAUAGCAGAGUUUGCACUGAAACAACAUGCUGAACAGAACUUGAUCUUGGCUGGUGUAGACGCGGGUCAGAUCGUUAUGGGGAUCCCCAAAUGGAACAACUAUUACAACCUCAUUAUCUCUGCCAAACAUAGUUCUCACGAAUUUUCGAAGUUUUAUAACGUUGUCGUGUUAGAAACGGCUUCAGAUAAUUCACUGAAGCUCGUAUCUUUCGUUCCUCUUUUCUAAGCUUCAUCACUUAUAAUGGCUGCUCUAUCUUAUGUCCUAUAAAAAAAAAUACUAAUAUGAGAAUAAAAGCCGCUAAAGUGAGCAUUUAGCUCGGUGAUAAUUAGUA
This is a messenger RNA of Cucurbita pepo subsp. pepo (vegetable marrow), 478 nucleotides long. The record is from RefSeq and is a predicted model, not a curated record. Lineage: Eukaryota; Viridiplantae; Streptophyta; Magnoliopsida; Cucurbitales; Cucurbitaceae.